Messenger RNA from Talaromyces stipitatus ATCC 10500, 1087 nucleotides. RefSeq lists its product as uncharacterized. The coding region runs from base 1 to 846 and encodes 281 amino acids. The transcript has 2 exons. Lineage: Eukaryota; Fungi; Ascomycota; Eurotiomycetes; Eurotiales; Trichocomaceae. The record is from RefSeq and is a predicted model, not a curated record.
AUGUUUAGCACCACCAAGCUACAAAGGACGGCUCUCUUGCUCACUUCAUUUAUCGCCGUCCUCUCCCCGUCGCUGUCGGCUGUUGCCCUCGCUAAGCCAACGUGCUACUAUCCAGACGGAUCGAUUGCUCAAAAUGACAUGCCUUGCGGAAAUGGAACAGAUGUAGCAUGCUGCGGGGCAGGAGGUAUUUGCCUUUCAAAUGGUCUUUGUAUGGACGUGGGCCAGCCAAAUACGUUGGCUAGAUCAUCUUGUACAGACAAGUCAUGGAAUAGUAGAAAUUGUCCGAACUACUGCCUGCAGGAUACCAGUUUUAACCACAGUGGCUGCUCCAUAAUCCUCUUUUCAUAUCUGGAGGGGACCGCGGAGUAUUGCUGUAAUAAUAUGGACGCCAUCAACAACACGCCAAUCUGCGCCUUCAACUAUUCGACCUUUCAAGUUCCGGACUCGAGUAUCGUUCCUGGUUUCGCACUUCUGUCGGACUACACCACUAUCUCAAAUGCAUCGUCUUCAACAUCGUCAGGGAGUAACAAUAACCACGUUGUUGCCGUUGGGGUGGGCGUUGGAGUGGGCGUCGGCGUUCCCUUAGCCCUAAUCGCACUUGCUUCAAUCGGAUGGGCUCUCCGAGAGCGACGGAAAUCGAAUCGCUACGGUGUUGAGACUGUCGCAAGUGCGAAGACGUCCCCUUAUUCUGACGCAGGGCAUCAACAGCAGUCGUACAACAUGACACCCAUGAACCCCAAUACAUACGUCCAACCGCAGCAGACAUACAAUAAUCAAUACAACUCAGCCCCAUUAUCAGAGAUGGAAACGAGAGGUCCGGUGGAAUUAGAUUCCCGUAGGAAGUAAAAACGGUUGGGUUUUCUUCCAACGUCCUAAAGGGUGACGAGUUCAAAGAAGAAGUCUGAUCGAGAUUCUCAAUUUCAAUUACAUGAAGAGUGGGACCUUGGAAGCAAUCCACAACACGCAUGUUAUGAAAAUGACUUGAUAUCUUUCACAUAUGCAGACGUCCAGAUGCGAUAAGAUGACAUGGGAACAUGCCAUGUCAAUAUUGAAAGCAGUGUACAUAACUCCUUUGACUGUCGAAGCA